UGUGCGGUGCUAACAGGUGUCUGAACGGAUCAAGCUUAAAGUCAGACGCUUUAAAAAAUAAUCUGAAAAAAAAAAAAAGAACCUGUACAGAAUGGAGUGAUUUGUGCAUUUCUGUAUGUGUCCAGUCUCGACACUGAUGUGUGCUGAUCUGUCGCGUGAGGACCUCCCGUUUCCCGUUUGCAGAGCACUGAACGCGUCUGAAGAUUACUAGACUGGAUACCGCUGCAUUUUCUCCGGGCUUCACUUCUGCAAACGCGUAGAAAACUGCAGGGAUUGAAGAACUGAGAAAGGAUUACUUUUUUUUUUUUAUCUGGAAUAUCCCACACAUUUUUUGGUUUCCACCCCAAACGCUGUAUGUUUUUCUGUGAAAUAAGCCUUGAGACGUCGUGUUAGGAGGAAAAUCCGAGUGGACUAUGGCAGUGUUGAGUUGUUUAAGGAUUUUACUCAUCUGGAAUUUGUUGGUCUGUGCAAAUGGAGGAACAUUCGUGAUACCCCCAAGUUCAACUGUGUAUACGUCAGCAGAAGAAAAUGUACUACUGCCCUGUAAGUUCUUGCCAGCAGAUGGGGAGGUGGUCAUUCAAGUUAUCUGGAACCAUGUUAAAACAGAUGGGACCGAAGUGCAGGUUAUAACUGCUCAUCGUCAGGAAGGACAGCAAGAAUCUCCUGCCUAUGCAGGCCGUGUGCGCUUUGAGGACAGCAACCCCAUGAUCAACUCGGCUCUGAUUAUGCUGAACGCAGUGCUGUCGGAUGAGGGAAGCUAUACCUGUACCAUUGCUACGUUCCCUAGUGGUACCCUAAAGAGUCAAGUGUCUCUUACUGUGUGGACUAAACCUAUCUCCACAUUGGACCCUGUUGUUCUAGUAGAGGGACAGGAAUUUCGACUGGCUGCAACGUGCCGUGCAAUGGCUAAGCCUCAGCCGGGUCUCUCAUGGGAUACAGAUCUGCCAGGUCAGAGCCAGAACCGCAGUCUGGACAAUGGCGUUGCUUCCAUCCAGUACUCUCUUCACCCUCUGAGGAGUAUGAACGGACGAAAACUGGACUGUCUGGUCUGGCAUCCGUCUUUAAAAAGUCCACGGAGGCUCACUAAUCAGCUCGUCGUGCAAUAUCCUCCAGAUGCAGUAAUCUCAGGUUAUAAUGGGAACUGGUAUUUGGGUCUGGAGGGGGCGAGACUACAGUGUGACGGUGGAGGAAACCCCAAACCACACAACUUCACCUGGACUAGAAAAGAUGACAGCUUACCAGAUGGCGUGACUGUGGAGAAGGAAACAUUGAAAUUCAACAGACCUCUCAGAUUAUCAGACAAAGGAGUGUAUGAGUGUAUAACCACUAAUACUGUGGCUUCUGGGAAAGCGGACCUGCUAAUAGAAGUUGCAGAGAAACCCACAAAGGGACCGUUCUACAUCAUCCUGAUGAUCAUCAUUGGAGGAGUUGCAGGAUUGUUGGUUCUUAUUUUGGUGAUUGUAGUAAUAACAGUAAACCGCUAUCACAAACAAAAAAACAGACAACUGGCUAUGGAGCUGAAUGAGAAAAAGGAAGAAAUUAGCACUCUAUCAAGACAGGCCUCGAUCAGAAGAGUUGCCUCAACAUCCAUAGAGAAAUACCAGAUGGAAGAGAACAUACCCUUAAGAGUUGAAGGAACAAUACGGACCAGUCUCAGUUCAUUGGAACGUCCCCGCUCUCGAGACAGCCAUUCCACUUUGGGAGGGCUAGACUCUCUGGGUCGACCCGCCAUUUAUAACGCAUCCAGACGAGGCAGGGAGCGACCAAUGGACAGAGAGAAGGAUGGGGAGAGAGUUCCAAAUCGACCCAAAAUGGACCCUUACUCCAGAAGCGAUAUGUCUAUGGUGCAUCCGGAAAGUCUCUUCCAUCCUCCUUUACAGCCUUCCCCUUUCUCGAUGGAGCAGACUGCUGAAAUUAUCAGAUCUCGGAACGGUAGCGCCAUCCUACCAGCAGAUGGCAGACCGCAAUCAGGAGGAGGCAGCAUAACUGGCAGCAGAGCAGGCAGCAGAGGGCAUCAUUCCCCCUUAAAUUCAAUCUACCCCACACAUUUAGAUAAUGAAGACAUGAGGCCAGUCGAUGAGGGAUCAGAGGUUUCCAGGGGCCAAAUCGAACCCGAUGGGAUGGAUAACGGAGGCAGCGAGACUGCAAGUUCACAAAUUUCCGAGGCAAUGUCCAAUCACUUCGAGCACACCAACGGUACCCUAUGGCCUAAGCAGAAACCCAACAACAUCUUACUAGCACCGGAGAUCAGUCGGUUCCCCCUUGCCCAUACAAACAUGAUUCACCACCCUCCUCAGAUAGUAUAGCUCUCAGACUUCAGCACUGCACACCAUCGAGACUGGCAUUGAUACGUUUUGGAUUCUGCAAGACCUUCGAGACGUAUUGAGACUGGAACUUUGGCAAGUGAAUUAUCUCACCUGAAUGUAAAAAAAUAAUAAUCAACAUAGGUGACAUACUCUUACUGACAUACUCUGCGAACGGUUACUGCAAGGUUAGCAAUUCAAGCUAGCAAUUUAUCCUCAUAAAAAAAGACUUGUUUUUUAUGGCAUACAUCAAUUCUGUGGUAUUAAGUAAAAGACUGAUGUUCCUUCAUGCAUGUUUCAAUUGCACACAUGCUUUUUUUUUAUAUAGAUGAGUAUUAAAAUGCAACACUUUCAAUGAGAGAGACUUGUCACUGUGAAAUGAUGGCGUGACAAAGAGAGUGAACAGUGUCUUCCUGUUCUUUCUGCCACACAGUUCAAACUGCUUCACAGAACAAACCUCAGGAUUAAACCUCUGUUUACCUGGGAACCUUUCUUCCUAAUAACCAUGAAUUACAAUGACUUUACCUGUGAGCUAUGUCUUCUUAUCACUGUAUAUAAAAGUUGCAGUAUAUGCAGACAUGAAGUAUUAUUAACAAUAUUUGUACAUGUUUUAUGUAAAUGGUUUUCCUGGUUGGACUGGGGCAUCACUUUAAGGCCUUAAAAGUGUGCUUUGAAUAACCAUAUUAUGACAUGUACAGGCUUAAGCACUUCCAAUCUAAGGAAUCACGGAGGGUUCCGCACUUCCACUCCUCACAUUUAUAAUGCAAUAUUAGCUAUAUCAUUUUACAUGUAUAGUAGUUGCUGGAUGAUAUGCCUUAGGGUUCAGGGAUGGAAAGGAUGGGAAUGUUAAGGCAAAUUACUUUAAUACAUUAUAGAGCUUCUUUUUUUUUUAAACAGUAUGCCUGUAUAUAAGGACAAGAUUUACAGUACCUGCAGCUUACAGGUGUGUUUAAUUUUUAUAGUCUCUGUUACAGUUUGCUUGUUACAGUUUUGUUACCACUUGUGUGUUACGACAACCUGUUGAUUGUGUGUUGCUUCUGUGCUGCUGGUUAGUGCUUGGAAUUUGGGAAAUGGUGCUAGGUACAGUAUGUGCGCUUAUAAACGUAAAUGUAAAAUAAUAUGCUGUAUAAUAUUACAUGUUUUGUUAUUUCUAUAUGUUUGCAGUUUGACAGAUUAUUGUCCUUUAUUAUGAUUUUGUGCUUAUUCCUUAUUCUUACACAGUGGACAAAUGAAAGGCCAAAUAAGAAGCAAAAUACCAAAUUUAUCAUUUAUUAUGAUCUUUAGUACACGCUUUAUCCUAGUUGGGAUCAUAAAAGAUCCACAGGUGCACCCCAAGAAACACAUCCUAGAUGAGAAGACAGUUCACUACGGGAUGCACAAAGGUGUUUUGCAUUUAAGUUGCUAAAAGUGCAUUUGAGGCACUGUGGCCUUUCAACUCCAGGGUCAAGGGUUUGAUUCCUGCCUUGGGUCUGUGGGCAUGGAGUUUGCAUGUUCCCCACAUGCUUGGUGGAGUUCCUCUGGGUACUUCGAGUUCCUCCCAGAAAGACAUACAAAUUAGUUUAAUUGGUAUCCCGGAAAUUUUCCCUAGUGAUGUGUGCCUGUGUUGAAUUGGCACCCUGUCCAGUUUCCUGGGAUAGGCUCCAGGCCCCCGCAACCCUGUACAGGAUAAGUGGCAGACAAGAUGAAUGAAUGAAUGAAUGAAUGAAUGAGACAGUAUGUGACACGAUGUUGACAUCACAACUGAAUGAUAGGCAGAUAAUUCUGAAUAUUUAAGACUGUAAAAUAAAUAAUUAUGGUUUA
Messenger RNA from Clarias gariepinus (North African catfish), 4103 nucleotides. RefSeq names its product nectin cell adhesion molecule 4a (gene nectin4a). Lineage: Eukaryota; Metazoa; Chordata; Actinopteri; Siluriformes; Clariidae. The record is from RefSeq and is a predicted model, not a curated record. Bases 414 to 2306 code for a protein of 630 amino acids. The transcript is spliced from 11 exons. Gene Ontology annotation, cellular component: adherens junction. Gene Ontology annotation, biological process: homophilic cell-cell adhesion; heterophilic cell-cell adhesion.